Vanrija pseudolonga is the source of this 1806-nucleotide messenger RNA. Its product is annotated as Phosphate-repressible phosphate permease pho-4. The transcript is spliced from 2 exons. Lineage: Eukaryota; Fungi; Basidiomycota; Tremellomycetes; Trichosporonales; Trichosporonaceae. Gene Ontology annotation, cellular component: membrane. The record is from RefSeq and is a predicted model, not a curated record. Bases 1 to 1806 code for a protein of 601 amino acids. Gene Ontology annotation, biological process: phosphate ion transmembrane transport.
AUGGCCAAGCUCCACCAGUACGACUACAUCUUCGCCAUCGGCCUGCUGUUCGCAGCGCUCGACGCGUACAACAUCGGUGCCAACGAUGUGGCAAACUCGUUCGCGACCUCGGUCGCCGCGCGCUCGCUUACCAUGCGCCAGGCAUGCAUGCUUGCCGCGGUAUGCGAGUUCCUGGGUGCCGUGCUCGUCGGCGCAAAGGUGACGGGGACGAUCAAGAACGGCAUCAUCCAGCUGGCCAUGUUCCGCGAGAACGCCGGCAUCGAGAUGCUUGCCUUCACGUGUGCGCUCGCCGCGUCGGCCACCUGGCUCAUGAUCGCCACCAAGAACUCGUGGCCCGUGUCGACGACCUACUCGAUCGUGUCGGCCCUCGCCGGUGUCGGUGUUGCCGUCUCGGGCCCGUCCGGUGUCCAGUGGGGCUGGAACGGCGGAAAGGGUCUCGCGACCAUCUUUGCCGGCAUGGGUAUCGCCCCGGCCAUCUCGGCCGGCUUCGGCGCCGUCGUCUACCUCAUCACCAAGUACGCCGUGCUGGUGCGCAAGGACUCGGUCAAGAAGGCCAUGCUGCUCUCGCCCAUCUACUUCUUCACCGUCUUCGCCGUCCUCACCAUGUCGAUCGUGUACAAGGGCUCGCCGUCGCUCAAGCUCGACAAGCUCUCCAAGACGACCAUUGCGCUCGCCAUUGUCCUCACUGCCCUCGUCGGCGCCAUCAUCUCGAUCGUCUUCUGGCUCCCCUACGUGUACGCCAAGGUCGUCCGCCAGGACUACACCCUCCGCCCUUACCACAUCUUCCUGGGCCCCCUCCUCUGGAAGCGCCCCGCCCCUGAGCCGAUGGAGGGUGUUUCGGCUGUCGCCGACUACCGUGUCCACGGCCGUGCCGAGGAGGAGACCCCCGCCGCCGCCCACGCCGACCACGUCCACCACCCCAUGGCCGUCGCCGAGAUCGCCGCCAACACCGUGACCGACGACUGCGCCGACGAGAACAAGACCCUCAAGAAGGAGACGUCGGCCGACGGCUCGACCAACAAGGAGAAGGACCUCGAGGCCGGCCCCUCGGCUCCUGCUGCCGCUGCCGCCCCCGCCGCCAACAAGGAGGUUCCCCUCGCCGAGGUCGACAAGAGCGACGAGAUUGUCGGCCCCUGGAUCAUGCCCCGCAACCUCCUCAUCAUCGCCAAGCGUAUCCCCAAGCGCCUCGCCGCCGGCUCCAACUACGACGUCCACGGCGCCCAGAUGAAGGAUGCCGACACGGCCGCCCGCCUCAAGGAGAUGCACGAGAUCGCCGACCAGUACGACAACGACACUGAGCACCUCUACACCUACCUCCAGGUCCUUACUGCUUGCGUCAACUCGUUUGCCCACGGUGCCAACGACGUCUCGAACGCCGUCGGCCCCUUCUCGGCCAUCUACUACAUCUGGUCCGAGGGCACCCACCUCGGCAAGGACACGCCCACGCCUACCUGGAUUCUCGCGUUCGGUGCUAUCUUCAUUGUCAUUGGUCUGGCCACGUACGGCUACAACAUCAUGGCUGCGCUCGGCAACCGCCUCACCCUCCACUCGCCUUCGCGUGGUUUCUCGAUGCAGUUCGGCGCCUCGCUCACCGUCCUCCUCGCUUCCCAGUACGCCAUCCCCGUCUCGUCGACCAUGUGCCUUGCUGGCGCCACGGCCGGUGUUGGUCUCAUGUCGGGCGGCCCCAAGGCCGUCAACUGGCGCGCCUUCGGCUGGAUCGUGCUCGGCUGGGUCCUCACCGUCCCGAUUGCCGGUACGGCUGCUGGUUGUCUCAUGGGUCUGUUCAUUAACGCCCCCCACUGGUGA